CCGGAAGCGUGAAGAGCUGGGCGUGAAGGAGGGAACAGAACAAGCCUCCUUCUGCUCGGUUGUUUCUUUUCUCGUUCACUGCGUGUUUUGACCCGAAACCACCGGGCCGCCGGAUCCCGGAGCUGAGACGAUCUCGGACUUCAUGCCGGCGGAGCGUCCCGUCCAGCGAUGGUCCUGGAGGAGCGAGCGAGGAGCAGCCUGCUGCAGCACCGCCGCCGGCUGGAGGACGACAUCAAGCCGUCCUACCUGCUGGACCACCUGGUCCACGACGGCGUCUUCACCGGGGACGAGGAGGAGACGGUCCAGGCUCAGCCCACCAGGAGGCGCCAGGCUGCGGCCCUGCUGGAGCUGCUGCUGGAGAAGGACGGCCGGGCCUUCGUGUCCUUCCACAACGCUCUGGUCCGGGAGGCGUACCUGGACCUGGCCCGGCUGCUGGAGGACGGCCUGCCCGGGGACGGCCUGCCCGGGGACGGCUCCGCUAAGGGCUGGGGCCCGAGCGGGGACGCCACGGUCCAGGCGGUCCUGAGUGAGGGCGGCGUUCCCCAGAGGCCCGUGGUGUUCGUCAGCCGGCCCGAGCUGGUGAACCGGGUCCGCGAGAAGCUGCACCGGCUGGACCGGGACCCGGGCUGGGUCAGCAUCUUCGGCAUGGCCGGCUCGGGGAAGUCGGUGCUGGCCGCCGAAGCCGUGAGACACCCGGAGCUCCUCCGAGACUGCUUCCCCGGAGGCGUCCACUGGGUGUCCGUCGGCCAGCUGGACAAACCGGACCUGCUGGCCCGGAUCCAGACCCUGUGCUUCCGUCUGGAGCAGAGUCUGGACCCUCGGUCCGUCCACCGGAACCCCAACUCCCUGGACGAGGCCAAGGAGCGGCUCCGCUUCCUCAUGCUGCGCCGAUUCCCCAGGUCUCUGCUGAUCCUGGACGACAUCUGGGACAGUUCAGUCCUGAAGGUCUUCGACAUCCACUGCCGGAUCCUGCUCACCACCCGGAACCGGAGCCUGACGGACUCGGUCAGCGGGGCCCGGUUCCAGGUGGAGGUGCAGAGCGGUCUGGACGAGGACAAAGGCCUGGAGGUCCUGGCCCUGUACACCGGCACCAAGCCCAGCCUGCUGCCGGACCAGGCUCGCAGCAUCGUCCAGGAGUGUAAAGGCUCUCCUCUGGUGGUGUCCCUCAUCGGCGCCCUGCUGAAGGACAAGCCGGACCGCUGGGGGUUCUACCUGCGCCAGCUGCAGCAGAAGCAGUUCCGGCGCAUCAGGAAGUCCUCGUCCUACGACUACGAGGCUCUGGACCAGGCCAUGGCGGCCAGCAUCCAGGUCCUGCCCCAGGACCACCAGGACCUGUACCGGGACCUGACCGUGCUGGAGAAGGACGUCAAGGUCCCAGCUCAGGUCCUCGGUGUCCUGUGGGAUCUGGAGCCGGAGGACGUGGAGGACAUUCUCCACGAGUUCGUCAACAAGUCUCUGCUUUUUGUGGACAACAACAACAAACCGUCCCUGUACUACCUCCACGACCUCCAGCUGGACUUCCUGGUGGAGCAGAACCGGGCCCAGCUGGAGGCUCUCCACACUAAGGUGGUCCGUCAGUACCAGCAGCGCUACAGGGAGGCUCCGCCCACCUCCAGGGACGAGGAGAGUCUGUACUGGAUCCGCUUCCUGACCCUCCACAUGGCCAAAGCCAACCUGUCCCAGGAGCUGAACUCCCUCCUCUUCUCUCUGGACUGGAUCAGCAUCAAGUCUCAGGUUCUGGGUCCGGCUCACCUGAUCAACGACUACGUGGAGUUCGGAUCCAUUCUGGACAAAGAGAACGGCCGGGCGCGCAGCCAGUUCCAGGAGUUCCUGUCGCUGAACGGCCACCGGCUGGAGCAGCGGCCGCUGCCCGACGUGGUGCAGCUGGCGCUGGCGCAGCCGCGCGCCUCCGAGGUGUACGCCCGGGCGCGGCGGCGGGCGCAGGAGGCGGCGCGGCGCGGGAAGCUCUACUUCCACCUGGAGAACGAGCGCAGCCCGGACGGCCUGUGUCGCCUGGUGCUCCACCCCCACCAGGGCUCCGUCUACUCCGCCCGCUUCUCCCACGACGGCACCAAGAUCGCGUCCUGCGGCGCCGGCCGGACCCUGAAGGUGUUUAAAAGCACGUCGGGCGAGAAGCUGACGGAGAUCCAGGCCCACGAAGAGGAGGUGCUGUGCUGCGCCUUCUCCCCGGACGACCGGCUGCUCGCCACCUGCUCCAGCGACCGGAAGGUCAAGGUGUGGAACGUGGAGCGAGCGAUGCUGCUGAGGGUGUUCGAGGUGGAGCACGAGGAGCAGGUCAACCACUGCCAGUUCACCAACACCGCCCGGCGCCUCCUGCUGGCCACCUGCUCCAACGACAGCGUCCUCAACGUCAAGCUGUGGAACCUGAACAAGCCGUCCUCUCAGAACACCGUCUUCGGCCACUUCGAGCCCGUCAACCACUGCUGCUUCUCCCCCGACGACCGCUUCCUGUCCACCGCCUCCAACGACGGCACCGUCAAGCUGUUUGAGGUGUCGUCGGCUAACGAGUGGAAGACGAUCAGCGUGAAAGACGAGUUCCAGGAGAACCGAGAAGACGUUCUGGUGAAGUGCAGCAGCUGGACGGCCGACGGCAAGAAAAUCAUCUGCGCUGCCAGGAACGCUGCCCUGGUGUUUGACGUCGAGUCCUCUGACCUCCUCCUGGAGAUUCGAACCAGUCGUCUGAGCACGGUGCAGCACUGUGAGGUCUGUCCGUCCUCCAACCUGCUGGCCAUUGCGUUCUCCAACUACGCAGUGGAGCUGUGGGACCUGGAGGACAAUAAGAAGAUGGCGGAGUGCAGCGGCCACCUGAGCUGGGUGCAGCGUGUCCACUUCUCCCAGGACGGCUCGCAGCUGCUGUCCUGCUCCGACGACCAGACCGUCCGGGUGUGGGAGGUGAAGAAGCUUCACACGUCGUCGGCGGUCCGCCUGAAGAGAGACUCGGACGUGGUGUUCGGCGGAGAGCAGGUCGUCGUGGCGGCAGCAGACAACUGCAACCGGCUGCAGGUGCGGGAGGGCCGGUCCGGUUCGGUCCUGUUCCAGUCGGAGGAGCUGGCCUCCAGGAUCCGGUGCUGCUGUCUGAGCAGGCAGCCUUCAGCCGUGGUGCUGGGACAGGAGGACGGCUGCGUGCAGGUCCUGGAUCUUCCCUCUGGGACUCCUCUGUCCGUCCUGCAGGGACACACCAAGACCGUCCUGCACUGCCAGUUCAGCCGAGACAACCAGACCCUGAUCACCUCCUCUGAGGACACCACCCUGCGGGUGUGGGCGUGGCAGUCGGGGCAGUGUAAAGUCCUGCGGGGCCACAGGGAGCAGGUUCGAUGCUUCUCUCUGCUCUGUGACGACUCCAAGCUGCUGUCCUGGUCCUACGACGGAACCGUGAAGCUGUGGGACAUGGACAGCGGAGAGCAGCUGCAGGACGUGGACGCCCAUCGGGGAGCCAUCCUGUCCUGCCACGUGUCUCCGGACGGACGCCUCUUCGCCACCACGUCUGCAGACAAGACGGCCAAGCUGUGGCAGCGGGAGUCCUGGACGUGCGUCUCCACGCUGAGCGGACACCAGGACUGCGUCCGGAGCUGCAGGUUCUCCUGGGACGGCCGGCGCCUCGCCACCGGGGACGACAACGGGGAGAUCCGGCUGUGGAGUGUGACGGACGGGUCGUUGUUGAAGAUCUGCUCCCGGGACGGGAAAGACGCCCUGGACUCCCUCCAUGGAGGCUGGGUGACGGACCUGCACUUCUCUGCAGACGACUCGCUCCUGGUGUCGACGGGCGGCUACAUCAAGUGGUGGAACGUGGAGAACGGCGAGGCUCUGCAGACGUUCUAUCCGACGGGCAGCGCUCUGAAGAGGAUCCACGUCUCCUCCGACUUCUCCACCUUCGUCACCAUCGACAACAUCGGGUUCCUCUACGUUCUGCAGCGGGUCGUGUGACCGCCCGGCGUUCUGCCGUGCAGCCGGGACGUUCUAGCUCCGGAGAACCGUCCCAGUCUCCAUCAAGCUCCGCCGUCGGCAGGACAGAACACACCAGAACCGAUCUGUUCCUGGGAGACGUUCUGCUCCCGGCCCGUCUGCUGUUCUGAGCCUGAUAACGGAACCUGAGUUCUCCGGGACGUUCUGCUCUGGGCGUUUUUUUACCGGUGAGAUUAUGAACUGAACUUCUCGUCUUGGAGACGAGGAGAACGAUCCUUUGACGGAGAACACGACGGAGAACCUGGAAGUCAGAAGCUCAGUUCUCUGCUUUGUUUUUUAAACUUUCUACUGCAUGUUCUCUAACCGUUGAGCCUGGUUCUGCCGUUCUGCUCAGAACGUUCUCCUGCUGUUGGUGAGUCUAAUUUAUGGGAAAUAAACUUCGAUCUGGGUCCGA
This is a messenger RNA of Salarias fasciatus (jewelled blenny), 4378 nucleotides long. It is a transcript of the gene apaf1, whose product is annotated as apoptotic peptidase activating factor 1. Gene Ontology annotation, molecular function: protein binding; ADP binding. Lineage: Eukaryota; Metazoa; Chordata; Actinopteri; Blenniiformes; Blenniidae. Gene Ontology annotation, biological process: regulation of apoptotic process; apoptotic signaling pathway. The record is from RefSeq and is a predicted model, not a curated record. Bases 169 to 3945 code for a protein of 1258 amino acids. Gene Ontology annotation, cellular component: apoptosome. The transcript has 26 exons.